Molecule: messenger RNA, 1783 nt
Organism: Mytilus trossulus (common blue mussel)
Lineage: Eukaryota; Metazoa; Mollusca; Bivalvia; Mytilida; Mytilidae
Product: E3 SUMO-protein ligase ZBED1-like
Exons: 3
Coding region: 386-1783 (465 amino acids)
Molecular function (GO): protein dimerization activity; DNA binding
Source: RefSeq, a predicted model, not a curated record
UUGUCAACGGUUAACCGGUCGAUCGACCGAAUACCGAAUACCAAAAACGCUAACCGGUUAACCGGACCUUUUUUAAAAUUUUAAUAAAAUUGAUAAAAAUGUGUAUUGAAAUCAUUAGUAAAUAAUGUGAAAUGAUUGUAAGAAUAGAGUAGUACUUGAUUAGGCAGAUCAAUUGAUCCGUUUAUUGAUUAAUCUUGUUAACUUUGAAAACAUUUAAAUUUUAUUACUUAAUUAGCACAUAAACAACUUUUCUGUCAGCUCCGGGCAAGUAUAAUGUAAACAUAAUUAGCAUAUGUUUGUUUUGAACAGUUGUAAGCUGAAUAAAUUUUACGAUUAAGUUUAUUUCUUCACUUUGACUUUAAAUUGUGUGUUCGUACAUGUAAAUAUGCCACCUCCGUCAUCUAAGGCUUGGUCUUUUUUCAAACGUAAUGCCGACUCCAAAAUAGUGAAAUGCAAACUAUGUGAAAUGGAAUUAGUCUAUACUGGUGGUACAAGUAAUAUGCUGAAUCAUCUGAAGUUAAAACAUCCCAAUGACUUAUCUGAAACGCCUGAGAAAGUUAAGCAGUCAUCGGUUUUAGACUUUGUUCAGACACCCAGAUCUAGAAGAUUUUCGUCUUCUCAAUCUGAACUUAUAACAAAUUCAAUAGUGGAUAUGAUUGUAUUGGAUUACUUACCUAUUCGCAUUGUUGAGGGAAAAGGAUUUUCAAAACUUAUGUCGAUAAUAGCUCCUGAAUUUAAAAUUCCGUCUAGAAACACUAUAAAAUCCAGAAUAGAAAAGUCCGUAUCCAUUACUUCUGAUACAUGGACAUCGAAUGCUACAAAAAGCUUUUUAACAGUCACAGAACAUCACGUUGAUAAAGACUGGAAUUUACAGUCAAAUGUGCUUGUUACUCGUGAAAUGCCUGAACGCCAUACAGGCGAAAAUCUUUCUGAACGGCUGAAAUCUACAAUUUCAGAGUUUGAAUUGGACGGUAAAAUUGUGAGUUCUGUACAUGACAAUGCUAGGAACAUGAAUUGUGCAUCAGAGAAAUGUGACUUUGACGAUAUGAGAUGCUUUGGUCAUACCAUUCAGCUUUGCAUUAAACCAUGCUUGGAAAUACCCGCUAUUGCCAAACUUACUUCACGUGCUCGGAAGUUAGUGGGACAUUUCAAGCAUUCGACUACAAUAACAGCUGAAAUGAGGAAAAGACAAAAGUUGUUCGGACUACGACAGAACGAACUUAUACAAGACGUAGUUACGAAAUGGAAUUCGACUCAGCUAAUGAUUGAACGCCUAUGUGAACAACGCAGAGUAAUCACGGAUGUAAUGCUCGACACAACUGUUACUAAGAAAAAACUCAUCACCCGUUUUAAACCGUAUGAUAUUGAAACUGCAUCUACACAGCAUGCUUUAGCGUCCUUACUUGACCCGAGGCAUAGAACACUUAACUUUUUCUCCCCAGAACAAAAAAAAGUCGCCAUUGAAAUGUUAGAGUCCAAGUUAGACGAUGUGCCAUUAAAGCCCGCAGUUACAAAGUCAUCAAAAGCCCUUAAAACUGAAGUUGACAAGCAACCAGCCAAGAAACAAAGAGUCCAACGAUCUUUGGAUUUUCUAUUGUUUGACACCGACGACAAUACUUCCUUUCAAGAUGAAUCGGAAAUGUCAUUAUACAUCAAGGAGCGUGCUGUGCAAGAUUCAAACCCACUCGAGUGGUGGAGAGAAAAUAAUUGUAAAUUUCCUAGACUCUCUGUGUUAGCUAGACAGUAUUUAAGUAUUCCAGCUACCUCUGUUCCGUCAGAAUGA